Molecule: messenger RNA, 7312 nt
Organism: Ictalurus furcatus (blue catfish)
Lineage: Eukaryota; Metazoa; Chordata; Actinopteri; Siluriformes; Ictaluridae
Gene: cacna2d2a
Product: calcium channel, voltage-dependent, alpha 2/delta subunit 2a
Exons: 38
Coding region: 319-3651 (1110 amino acids)
Cellular component (GO): voltage-gated calcium channel complex
Molecular function (GO): voltage-gated calcium channel activity
Source: RefSeq, a predicted model, not a curated record
UCAAGCGCGCCCCCUGUCUGAAUAAACUGAGAGAAUGUGUGUGUGUGUUAGAGAAAGAGAGAGAGAGAGAGAGAGAGAGAAAGAAAAUGAAUAAGGCUGAGCACUAGCAUCAGUACAGCGGUAAGCCUCGACACGUCAGUGUGCUCGCUGUGUUUCGGAGCUCCAGUACACACGAGCCGACUCCGACACUCCUCUGUAAAGCGACUCGGAUCUCCUUCGCCGUUCAGAGUGACGCUGCGCCUGCAAACCGAGACUCUCCUUUUUCGUUAUUUGUUUGUUUGUUUUUUCCUCCAGCUGUCUUGAAUGUUACACUGAAAAAUGGCGAUUUCCGCUCAGUCCUCAAGUCUGUUCUGGCUGUUGUCGGUGCAGACGGUGUUGAUUCUGUGUGUGUCCUGGCCCGGAACGGCGACGCUCCGCUUCCCGCAGCACUACACGAUGAUGCACUGGGCGAGCCGUAUAGAGAAGGAACUGGAUAAAGUUCUACCACAGGUCACAGGAGUCCACCAGAUGAAAGCAAUUUACAACGAGAAGAGGAGUCAGUUUGACGUGAAGAGGAACUCGCCCAAAGACCUGGUGGACAGAGUGGCUAAAGACAUCGCCAAGCUGCUCAACAGCAAACGCAAAGCGCUCGAGAGGCUGGCCAGAGAGGCGGAGCAGAUCCAGACAUUGCACCCCUGGAGGGACAACAUCACAGAGAGUGCAAUAGAGUACUACGACUCCAAGGCUGAAUCUGAUUACUCUGAAGACAGUAACGAAGAUAUCCAGUCGGAUAACCUGAAGUCCAUUUCACUGGAAUUUGUGGAUGACCCCAAUUUCAAAAACAAAGUCAACUACUCCUACACUGCCGUACAGAUCCCAACUGACAUCUACAAGGGCUCUCCCACCAUUCUGAACGAGCUGAACUGGACGCAGGCGCUGGAGCGGGUCUUUAUAGAUAACAGCAGAGAGGACCCCUCACUGCGCUGGCAGGUCUUCGGAAGUGCCACCGGUGUUACCAGAUACUACCCAGCUACGCCAUGGAGAGCACCUAACAAGAUUGACCUGUACGAUGUGAGGAGACGGCCUUGGUACAUUCAGGGUGCCUCUUCUCCUAAAGAUAUGGUCAUCAUUGUGGAUGUGAGCGGCAGUGUAAGUGGACUGACUUUGAAGUUGAUGAAGACCUCUGUGAUUGAGAUGCUGGACACACUGUCUGAUGAUGAUUAUGUAAAUGUAGCACAGUUUAACGAAAAGGCAGACGCUGUUGUCUCGUGCUUCAAGACGCUGGUCCAAGCUAAUGUGAGAAACAAAAAGAUCUUCAAAGACAAGGUGAUGCACAUGCAAGCCAAGGGGACGACGGACUACAAAUCCGGCUUUCAGUUUGCCUUCGAGCAGCUGCUAAAUGAGACCAGCGCUCCAAGGGCAAACUGCAAUAAGAUGAUAAUGAUGUUCACUGAUGGAGGAGAGGAUCGAGCUCAAGAGGUCUUCGAGAAGUACAACUGGCCCAAUAAAACAGUUCGUGUUUUCACCUUCUCCGUGGGGCAGCAUAACUACGAUGUCACGCCACUACAGUGGAUUGCUUGUGCCAACAAAGGAUACUACUUUGAGAUCCCAUCCAUUGGAGCAAUCAGAAUCAACACACAGGAGUAUCUAGAUGUUCUGGGAAGGCCGAUGGUGUUAGCAGGCAACCGAGCUAAGCAAGUUCAGUGGACCAAUGUGUACCAGGAUGCUCUGGGCUUGGGUUUGGUCAUUACUGGGACGAUGCCGGUCUUCAAUCUUACUACUGAUGGGGACUCAAAGAAUCAGCUUAUUCUGGGAGUCAUGGGUGUAGAUGUUGCACUUAGUGAAAUUAAGCAGCUCACGCCACGGUAUAAACUUGGAGCCAACGGUUACACCUUUGCCAUAGACCCCAAUGGCUAUGUUCUGCUGCACCCAAACUUACAACCUAAGAUCAUUAAUUUCAGAGAACCAGUUACACUUGACUUCCUGGAUGCAGAGCUGCCAGACAACAACAAGGAGGAGAUCCGUCGACAGAUGAUUGACGGCAAGCCAGGUCAGAAGAAAAUCAAGACAUUAGUUAAAUCUGUUGACAAGCGUUACAUUGACCAGGUCACUAGGACUUACAUCUGGACACCAGUAGAUGGCACAGACUACAGUCUGGGUUUGGUGCUGCCUACAUACAGCGAGAACCACAUCAGGGCCAACCUCAGUGAUCAGAUCCUGCAAGUCCAGUAUUUUGAAUCUCUGCUGCCACACACUUUUGAGUCAGAGGGACAUGUGUUGAUAGCCCCAAGGGAAUACUGCAAAGAGCUGGAGCUUUCUAGCAACAACACGGAGUUCCUGCACAACUUCAUCGCUCUGAUGGAGAAAGUCACUCCAGACUCCAAACAAUGUGACAACUUCCUGCUGCAUAACCUGAUCCUGGACACGGGCAUUAUUAGACAGCUGGUGGAGAAAGUGUGGAAAACAAAGGACCUCAACACGUAUGGAUUUUUGGCCGUCUUUGCAGCUACAGACGGAGGCAUCACUCGUAUUUUUCCCAAUAAAGCUGCUGAGACGUGGGAGGAGGAUCCAGAGCCAUUUAAUGCCAGUUACUAUCGCCGCAGUCUGGACAACAAGGGCUACAUCUUUAGAGCACCGUAUCGUACCCCAGCCGCAGCAAAUGCAAUCUUCCAAGAUCAAGAGAAUGACACAAUUGGCAUCCUGGUCAGUACAGCAGUGGACAUUACCGUGGGGUCCAGAAACAUCAAGCCGGCUGUUGUGGGUGUAAAGUUGGACCUUGAAGCUUGGACUUCAAAGUUUAAGAUCCUUGCCAGCAACCACACCGAUAACACUCGACAGGGUUCUCAAAUGUGUGGACUGACCAGUGGCUGCGAGAUGGACUGUGAGGCCCAUGAGGACUUGCUGUGUUACCUGAUCGACGACGGUGGUUUCCUCAUCAUGUCCAAUCAGAUUCAGGACUGGAACAAGAUCGGCAUGUUCUUCAGUGAGGUGGACCCAGCUCUCAUGUAUGCGCUUUACAACAAUUCCUUCUACAACUACAAGGAGUCUUAUGACUUCCAGUCUGUGUGUGGACCUGUGCCUAACAGUAACACAGGAGCAGGACCUAGAGGAGUAUUUGUGCCCACCAUUGCGGAUCUGGUAAACGUUGCCUGGUGGACCUCGGCAGCUGCAUGGUCUCUGUUUCAGCAGUUACUUUAUGGUUUUGCCUACCAUAGCUGGUUCAUUACAGACGAAGCUGAUGCAGCAGAGAGCACGGACACCAGAGAGACUAGCUGUGUUACAGUACAGAAGCAGUUCUACUUUGGGAACAUCAGCAGUGCCUACAGCUUAGUGCAAGACUGUGGGAACUGCUCCAGGUUGAUCCAUGCCAAGAGAUUAGACAACACCAACUUGCUAUUUGUGGUGACCGAGAACCUGUUCUGCAACUCAUGUGACAUAGAGAAACUGUCUCAGGGUGAGAAAGAAUUCAAACAAGAAGACCCGUGUCUGGACUUGCCACCAGCUCGGUACAGAAAAGGACCCUCUACUUGUUUCGAUUUCAACAUUGCAGAGAACACUACAGAUUGUGGCCGAGGACACUCCUUCCGCCCAUCUAUCCAUACUUUACUCCUCCUCCAGCUCCUUGUUCUCUAUCUAAUGGCCUGCCCCCAUGUUUUGCCUUUCUCUCUUUAACUCCCUGAAACACCCACCUCCCUUUCCUCGCCCUAAUUCCAUAUAUCUCCUUAUCCUUCCCUCGCUCUAGUCAUAGGUAUUAAAGGGACUUCCUGUUGCCCCCAUAUGGAAGCCUGGCAUACUGCAUCAUCCACUUUGCUUCACAGAUUGUUGCUUAGUGACCAGCGCAGAACUUGUCAAUCAGCAGCUUUUCUGGGAGGAGCCCGGAGUUUCCUUAAGGGGGAAGCAGCUGGAGAAGUCAAAAUGUUGAAACGCAAUCAUUUUAGCAUUAUAAAGGCCACGGCAGGAGAAAAACAACACCCCCGACUCCACUCCCCCACUUCCCCUGCAGUACAACCUGCCUUUACAGAUGUUUGUGUAGGAAAUGCAUUUUAUCUGAUGCUCUUCUUUACAGUUUAAGCCAUCCUCCUCACUCUCCUCUUCAUCCUUUGACUCGAAUUGCCUAAUUUGACAUGUUGCUACAGAACUUUCUGCCAUUUUCUAGCAAUCAGUAACAAGAUCAGAGAACUUGGUUCCGUUAACAAAAACAACAGUAAGAAUACCCUAUGAGUAUUUAAAGCAUACCUCCAUAGGUUAGGAUAUAACCAGAGCGGAAAGACGAUAGAUAGUAACGUAUUUCAAAAAAAAUAUUUAUCAUUUUAAAAAAAUAUAUGCACUAGACCUAAUUCUUGCCAAAAUGAGAUAGACGUGUGGUGUGGUCUUAUUUUUUUAGCCAAAUGAGGAGGAAGAGGAGGAGAAAAAAAGAGGGUGGAAAUGACGCGCAGAAAGAAUGCAAGACCUCAUGUAGAGAUCAGGCCUGGAUUUCAGUUCGUCUCUCUCUUUUUUUUUUUUUUUUGCUGUUAUUUCAUUAGUCAUAAGGGCUUCAGUAAGCAUAUCAUUCUGUCUGUCUGGUCAGGAUACACAGAGGAACUAAGAAGCGGUUUGAAUCAAAUGUGGAACUGCCGUGUUGUAAAUGUCCAGUGUUUAGAAAUGAAUUGGAACUGCCAUCAUCAGCGUGCAUUCUGUGUAGUUGUGUGUUUACAGGGUAGCCAUUUUACACCGAUGUUGGUUUCUUUUUGUUUGUUUGUUUUUUACAGCAGUCGAUAUUUCUGUUAGACUGGUUGACCUGGCUUGACCUGAAUCUGUUGGUGAAUAUUAAAAACAAUGAAAAUAUGGUUUGCUUUUCAAGGUUAGUCUUGUCAUGUAGAGUGCACUUAAUUAUGGAUUGAGCUUGUAGUGGAGACACAGACAUCAGUUUUGAAAUUUUAUUCAUUGUGAAUUGAUGUAAUGAAAAUCUAGUAAAACUUGGUGAGGGCCCAUCUCCUCUAAUUAUUGUUCCUUUUCAUUUUUCUUUUUCUUUCUCUCUGUUGUGCCUUGAUGCACUCCUGUAUCUUUACAGAGUAGAUGCUCCACUUUAUAAAGGUAGGGAAACUCCUCAUGCUGGCUCGUAGAGCGAUUAUUGAUUGUACAUCUACAGCAUGUAGUUCACCUCACACAGAGACCUCACUGACUUAUAAGCAUAUGCGUUUUUAUUAGUAGUACUGUAUAUUCAUUGCCAUAGCUAUCAGGUUAAACCAGAAGUUUAGCCUGCUGUCAUGCUGAGGAUCUUUUCUUGAGGUCUUUCAAGAUCUUUAAAGGCAUCUUAUAUAUAAAAGGAAAAUUUGUAUGUAUUAGUACAAGACACGUAAAAAAUAUCUCUUGGAUCUAAAUCAUGGACUGAUUUCCGUUUCUUUAGACUUUUUUCCAGAGGGGCAGCUAAUAUUAUUAUAGUGAAUUCUAACAAAAAUGAUCACUGUUUAAUACACUGUGGAAUGUUUAGGAUUAAAUAGUUGAGUAUUUAUUUAUUUUUUCUUCCCCAGUCUUUUUUUCAGCUGUGAAUAUUCAGUAGACUGUAUUUAGAGUGGCGGAAUUGGUAACCCUUCAUUGCCAGCAUCUUCUGGUCAGAGGUGAUAACGCUCUUUGCAUAUGUGUACGCGUGCGUCUGGACCCGUGUAUGUGUCGUCUGCUUACAAUGCAGCAAGUUAUGAUGUGUUUUGAACAGGUGUCGGAAUGAAAAACCAGUGAUUUUGAUUAUUAAAGCGUCUCAAGGUGUAUUAUCAACAAGAAGAAGAAGAAGAAGAAGAAAAAAAAAAAAGAGUAAUCUGUCCCAUUUUCCACACGUGUCUGUCUCAAAGUCAGUUCACAAAGCUUUUUGCGGUUAUAUUUUAAAACUGGCCACGUUUCCCUUUGUUUUAGGCUAUUCUGCUUUCUUUCCAUCCAUCCCUUUAUCCAUCUUUCUGCCUUGUGUCACAAUAGCUGAAGAAAGUGCGUGCUUGAGUAAAAGCACACGUAUAAAACUACCCCACCUGUGACUACAUUCACAGUGCAUAAUGAGCGAUGUAAUUGACUGUUACGUGAACAGCAUAAACUCAUAAAAUAACACCAUUUUUUUAAAUUACUGGAUUACAAUUGGUUCAUCUUUGAAAUAUCAGCCUUCCAUCACCAUCAGUGCGAAUAACAAUUAUAACUCCACACAUUUUGGAGCAUUUGGUGUAAAGGUCAAUUAUUAAUCCACACAUUAUCCUUAAGGAGUGUGCAUAAAUACGUGUCAUAUCCUAACUAUGUGCUCAAUUACUAUUCAUAUACUAUUAGGACCUGCUCCCCCACUGGCAUCAAACCACAAAUCACUAGUAGAUGCACAGUACUCACUGACUCACUCACUCACUUACUAAACAGUACCAAACACGCCCAUUUACAUACAUGAACACGUGCGCAGGGAAAUGUACGUUAAUACCUGAUCAUCUGAAAUGUCUAGAAGAGUUAAUGCCUUAUGCUUUGUCCUGUUGUGAAUCACAUUUAAUCUUUGCCUCUUGAUUUGUUUUUUUUAAAAGAAAAGAAAAAAAAAAGAAAUUGUCCUUAUAUUGAACAAAAAAUAUAUAUAUAUCAAAGCCGCCUAAGAGACGCUACGAUAUUUUGGCUAGACACUGAAAUUAAACUGUGAGUGUGCAUCUGUGUCACUAUUCCACAUACACUGGAACAGAGGUUUGUGUUAUUCAGUGGUUUAAAAAAAAAAAAAGUUUUGCCAAAAAGGGUGUUUAAAAAAAAAAAAAAAAAAAAAAAAAGAAGAUAAAAGGAAGAGGUAGCGUGGAGGGGAGAUGUCUGUCUCAUGAUCCACCUUGAAGAGGAGGGUCUUUCUGAUCAGGGCUGCUCCCUCAGCCUUUCCUCUCCUUUAAAACAGCUGAGUUGGUGUGCUUCAGUGGGAGAGCCGCGCGUGUCUGUGACUCUGUAGUCCUUAGUCUGGUGCUCUGUGACAAAUGUGUGAAAAAAAGAAAAAUCAAAAAAAUCUAAAGUAAUCCGUCAAAGGUGAAACUGAAUUUAAUAUUAAGUGAGGUUUUAAAAAAUAAAUAAAUGAAAAUAUAGACACACAGUACUGCUGAUAAUCAUGAAUUUGAGGUCUGCCAUCACAGUGAGAGUUUCUUUAGUUUGUUUGUUGGAUUGUGUGUGUGUGUGUGUGUAUGGAGCUAACACCACUGGCUCUUUGGACACUGGUCUAUGUUGCUCCAUCUUUUGUACAGAUGAAAAGAAAAAAAAAAGAUAAGGGAAACAUUUGUAAAAUAUUGUGUCUGUGACUCCUUGUAAAAUAUUUUCAAAUUGUUUAUUACAGAGAAUCAGUUAUUAAAUAAUGUUCAUAUUUUUCACUUCA